CCCUGUCGUUGCGAUGUACGGCGCAUGCUCAGUGCCUCCCGGCGUCUAGAGCCAGUGUCUGUAUCCGUCUCCUGUGCGCCGUAGACCCCACCUCUAGCCGGCCCCUCCUUCAGCAGCAGCCUCAGCAGCAGCAGGCCCAGUCUCCCCUCCCAGUGUGGGUUAGACGCCUCCUCUUCAUCAGGCCCAGUCUCUCUCCGCCAUGUUAGUUUCUCCCGGUCCCGGCCUACUGAUCUGGCCGAUUUCUUUGAAUACCGUCUGGUUUCCAGCUCCGUUCCCACCUCGGUGCCCGUGCGUGUGAGCGGCGGCCCCGGGCCGGUGCGGGGUAAGGCGGAGAUCCGGUCUCUGAGCAGAAUUAGCCAGGACCGUGGUGAUUUGUGGAGGGGCGGUUUGUGAGUGGUAGCUACAUUAAGUGGAACCAUGCAUUAAAACUACCAGAUAUUGUAACAUCUCCAGUCAUGGGGGACAUGAAGACUCCAGACUUUGACGAUCUUCUUGCCGCUUUUGAUAUCCCAGAUGCCACAAGUUUGGAUCCUAAAGAAGCUAUUCAGUCUACAAGUGAUGAACAAGAGAACCAUCUGAAACCGUCAGGAAUGUGUUUGGAUGAGAAUCUGUCCUUGGCUCAGUCUGUUCCUGCUGCUGAUGUUCCUGCGGUUAGUGUGAUUGUGAAAAACACCAGUCGUCAGGAGUCCUUUGAAGCAGCUGAGAAAGAAGGAAAUCACAUGGGUCCAACUCUACUCCAGAAUGGGUUUUGUGGCCCAGAAGUGGGUUCUGAACCCCAUACUGUGGGUCCAGGCUAUGGAAAAUUUGAGCCAGGUUUCAUUAAUGGCGAUAGUUCAAGAAGUUACACUGACAAACUAGAGUCUCUCAAGACAGAACCAUUACCAACAUUUAGCCAGUUUAGUCCAAUUUCUAGCCCUGAACCAGAAGACUCAAAGGAUAAUGGAGUAUUGAGCAAGCAAAACUCAGCAGAGUCAUCUUAUUUCCCACAGUCUUCCAUGUAUAUGCCUGAAGAAGGCUGCAUGGUGGAUUCUCUGAGAAAAUCCUCAGAGCCUGAGCUGAGUAUGUUUGAUGAAUACUGCAAAAAGGAGCAGAAAUCAGAUUGCAUGGAGGUAGAUAAGGGUCGGUCUUCUGAGCAAAGCAGAGAUGGUGAAAAAGCCAGUUGUUUCCUCGGCUCAUCCUUGGCAUUCGGAGAUGUUCAAGACAACAGCAUCUCUGAGGAGAAAGUAUUUUCAGGGACAGGGGAUGCUUAUGGUAAUGCAGCUGGUUCCUCAGCUGUACCACCUCGCCAGCGUAUUAAACCAGCUCACUCUAAAUUAUCAUCUUGUGUAGCUGCUUUGGUUGCAUUGCAGGCCAAAAAAGUUGCAGUGGUCCCUAAGGAAGAACCUUUAAAUAUCUCUAAGGAAGUUAAUGUACCAUUAAAAGAAAGUAUCAAAGGGAGUCCCAAGAUGCCAAAGUCCCCAAAGAGUCCAAGAAGUCCAUUGGAGGUGGUUAAGAAGAUUAUUAAAAACCCAGACAGCCCUAUGAGUGUCUGCAGUGACACCAGUAGUAAAGACUCCCCUUCAGUCUGUGCUGGUUCUCCUCCUGCAAUUCCCAAAGUAAGAAUAAAAACUAUUAAAAUGUCUUCUGGUGAGAUCAAAAGAACUGUUACUAGGAUACUGCCAGAAGUUGACUCGGAUGAUCUGGCAAAAUCUCCAGAGGACUUACAAGAUGAAAACUCAUCUGGGGAGGAUAACAAAUCGCUUGUGCACAUGGAAGAUGUGGCCGAUUCAGAAAAGGAAAGGACAAGGAAUUCUGGAAGGAGUUCAGCCACAACUAGCAGCCAAGGACAAAAUGCUGCCAAUACCCCUGCAACCAAUGCUAAAGGGGAUAAAAAGAAAACUGUGCAAACUUCGAAACUUCAGAACCCCAGCAGUAGCUCAGUAAAGACCACCAACCCCUCACAGAACAAGAAGCAGCCAGCGGCUCCCACAAAGGUUGCAUCUAACGCAACCCCCCUACUCCCCAAGGCUGUUCACCUUGCCAACCUUAAUUUGGUUCCUAAUAGUGUCUCUACCACUGUGGGCACUAAGGCUACAGCUUUAAGGCAGACCCAGGGACAGGGGGCAACUAUGGCAGUGCCACUGGUACACCAAGUUAAAAUAGCAGCUCCUGUCAUUGUGGAUGCAUUUAAUAAACUUCUGCAUAGUGCCAAUCCUGUUCCAACUUAUACCCCCAAUUUGAACCCUCCUCCUGACUGCAAUAUUACACUGCCAGCCUCUGGUUACAAUUGCCUGGAGUGUGGAGACUCCUUUGCCCUGGAAAAGAGCCUUGCUCAGCACCACAAUAGACGGAGUAUCCAUAUUGAAGUGAUGUGUACCCAAUGCUCUAAAACAGUCCAGUUUUAUAACAAGUGUAGCUUACUAGGUCAUGCCAGGGAGCACAAGAGUAAAGGAUUGAUCAUGCAGUGCUCCCAGCUUAUGAUGAAACCCAUAUCUGCAGAACAGAUGUUGGCCCCUCCAUCUUUAAUUGUCCCACUGAUAGCAUCUCAGCCUUCAUCCUCCACUCAACGAACAAUAGUUCCAGCAUCCUCACUUGGGGUAUGGUCUGGAACUUCCACCUAUGCCCCGCCAGCCAUGCCACUUUAUGCAGACCCAUAUGGACUUAUACGCCAUGGGUUCAAGUGUUUGGAAUGCAGCAAGCAGGUCGAGGACUACACUUGUCUGGCAGGACAUUAUCAGAGAGUGGCUGAGGAAAAAGAUGGACUGACUUGCCAGGUGUGCCAGAUGAUGCUCCCAAAUAAAUGCAGCUAUGGGGCUCACCAGCGCAUUCACACACACAAGUCUCCAUACUGCUGCCCAGAAUGUGGGGUCCUGUGUCGAUCUGCUUAUUUCCAGACGCAUGUUAAGGAGAACUGCCUGCACUAUACUCGCAAAGUGGCAUUUCGGUGCAUACACUGUGGGGUAGUGUUUAUGUCUCUGGGGUUGCUGAAGGUUCACAUCCAGGACAAACACUGCGAAGUUUUCCACAAGUGCUCCUUCUGCCCCAUGGCCUUCAAGAGCACAGAAAGUACAACUGCUCACAUCACAGCGCAGCACCCCACCGCAAGCCACAAGAAUGCACAGAUAAUCUACAAGUGUUCGUGUGAGACUGUUUUCAAUAAGAAAAGACUUUUACACCAGCAUUUCUACCAGAAUACAAACACUCUACUAGUGAGUGUCUUCAAGUGUCCAGAGUGCCAGCUGGCGUACAUGCAGAAACAGCUACUAGUGCAGCAUCUCAAGAGUGUCCAUGGCCUUCCUAAAUCCACUGAAGAUUCCUCCGGCCCUCCGAAAAAGCCAGAGACUGCUGUGGAGAAAAAUGAAGACUCUUCAGCAUCAAAACCCUCUGGAAAGAGUGAGGGAACGUCUUCGUCCAGCAAGAAAGACAGUGGAUCUUCAGAGUCGCAGCACAAGCAGAAGCUGGCAGGCUGGACAUGUGGAGAGUGCUCAGAGUGGAUUCUAGACAGAGAGACCUAUGUCUUCCACAUGAAGAAAAGUCAUGGAAGGAGUAUGAAGAGGUAUCCAUGCCGGCAGUGUGAGCGUUCCUUCAACUGUUCAGCCAGCUUACGGCGACAUGUUAGAAACAACCAUGAUACAAAGAAAGAUUACACCUGCUGCUACUGCACUGAGAAGCCUACUUUUGCCAAGCCAUCCAUGUUGGCCAAUCAUAUCAUUUUAAUGCAUGGCAUCAAAAACCCUGAACUUCCUCAGAUGUCCUCUCCUUUGUUGAAAUCGGAGUCCCCUGCAGGAAGUGGACAUCAAGAGCAGACCACCGGUUCCAAGAAGGCUGUUAAGAAGGAACUUGAGGAUUCAGAAGCAAAAGAUUGCCCUGAUGCAAAGAAACUGAAAUCCGUAUACAAGUGUGCAAAGUGUGGCUUCACUGCAGACAGCAGAACAGAAUUUUUAGAGCACAUACCUCAGCACAAGAAUGAUAACUCCUCAUGCCAGUGUGUGCACUGUGGAUUGUGUUACACAUCACAAAUAUCACUAAACAGACACCUCUUCAUUGUGCACAAGGUGAAGGAGGAUGAGGAAGACGAGAGCCAAGCAAGUCCUAAUCAGAGAGCUUCAAAGAAGCAGACUCUAAGUUCAAAGUCGGAGCAGGGAGGAUCAUGGGAGUGUGUCCAGUGUAAUUUAACCUUUGAUCUUGAGAGUGCGCAUGCUGAACACAUACGGACUCACAAAGAGAGCACUCAUACCAGACAGAAAACAUGAUCCACUGUAGCUUAAUAAAUCUUGGACAAUGACAAAAUCACAUGUUUUGAAGCGAAACAAAGCCGAUAUUAAUGACUAAAAGGAAAGUUUUAAAACAAAAACUAUUUUUACUGAGAGGGAUGUUGAUUUAAAUUAAAACAGAGAAAAUGAGGUUUAAGGUACUGUUUGUUUGUGUGGACUGUCAUUUAGGACACAUUUGUCCUUUACAUGGAACGACAAGGCUCAGCAAUAUGUGGGGGACAACAGAAAGACAAAAAGGGAAGGUGGGAAAUGUAAGAAGUUUGGGUUUUUCCAUUUCUAUAAAAUAACAGUGCUUUUUCUCUUUGGUAUCCUUAUACCAUAGUGUUCACCACCAUUGCAGGAGCUUUCUGUCUCUUUGAAGGGUUCUAUAAAUUUGCUGGUGGGAAAAAGAUAAAAAAUUUAAUUCACUCUGGACAGAUUUUUCCACAUAAAUGAUGCAGCAUUUUUAUACUUGGUUCUGUACAUUUCAGAAAAGUGUUUCAUUGUAUAGUACAAUGAUAAUCUUAUGAGCAUGGCUGAUGAUAGAGAUCUAAAGAUUGAUUGCUUCAGGUCACUAUAGGAACAAGUGGCAUUACCUGAAGCGGUUCAAUGAAUACGACAGCUCUUAAGUCACACAGGAGCACAUAUAAGGGACCCAGCUAUAACUAAGCACAUAUGGAUGCCAACAGCAUUUAUGCAUAUUCAUUCAUGAAUAAAUAUGACUCUCCUUAAUUAUGUAGAAUAUAUUAAUCAUGUGACCCAUAUGUUGUUAAUGAAGCCUACAAGGUGUUGAGGGGAGGCGGAGCAAGUGAUAGUUGUCUUGGUAAAACUAGAGGGGUUACAGUGUCAUAGUAGUUUAGUUACUUAAAGCAUUUAUCUACAUUUGGAAACCUAUGCCAGAUCUUUCUCCAUCCCACCGCUCUAAGUACAAGCUAGGAGGGAACGAUAAAUAUACAGACGUAUACAGCAAACACUUGCUUACAUUACCUAAUGUAAAUCUUUUCCCUAUCCAUGGCAUAUAUAAUUUUACUUGCCUUGUUAAAUAACGCAUCAUUUCAGCAUCCCAUGUAGUCAUUAUUUGGCAUAUGCUACUUUUUAUUUAUUUACUUUUUCAACAAACAUGAAAGCUAUACCAAGUUAUUGCUCUGGGAUUUUGCGGUUACUUAUUUUCAGAGCUUGUCCUGUUUUAAAUUAUUGAAUGCACUUCUUACACAGUACACAUUUGCCUACGAAUUCAGGUCAAAUGGCAGUCCCCCAUAUGUCUUUGGUUUAUGCAGAUUAAUGAGCUGGGAGAACACAUAUAUUUAAUAAUUUUCAGGUAUUAAUGUGAAUUUUGUAUGUAUGAGGAAAGCCACCAUUGUCUUGUCUUUCAUCAUCAUCUGUACAUGGGUUCAAGCAACUGAUACAUACAUGCAACCUUAAUCCAUAGGCUGAGUUUUAGUCAUUUAACAAAUAAACCUGUGCUGUUUUGAUAGCGAUCAUGUUAUUAAAUACCCAGAGAGCAACUACUGUAACUUAGUAACCCGCUGGAGUAAUGGCAAUCCCAUAUUAUGGUGGAACAAAUGGCAGUGUAUCAGGCUUUAGAAAUUGUGUUGAUCACCCUUUCAGGUAUGUUUACCAUUGAUUUGAAUGGCGUCCAGAUUACAAGAUUAAAGUUGUCUAAAAUGUUUUUGGUGCGUUCACUAGAAGCAAAGAUGUGGAUGUUGUGUUUAGAAAAAUAAUCUUAGAUUUAUACUCUUUCUUUUCUGGUUAAUAGGGAGAUAACAAAAAUGUAUCAUAGCUAUGCAAUCAAUCAUGAUAAGAGAAGAUUUUGAUUUAUAGUGGAAGGUUUCGCCACAGAUGAUGACAUUUAAAGAACGUAUAGGAAGAAAUGUAUGUGGGUUGGAACAAUUCCUUUUUUUUUUUUGGCUGUUUUUUUUUUUUAUUAUUUAAUGCAAGAUUAUACCAUAUUUACAAUGGUUUAUUAUUACUAUGUUUUUCUAGUUCUCUUCAGCAUUACAUAUUGGCAUACAUUGUUAAAUGGAGGAUUUAAAUACUUAUAAAUACAGUUUAUAUGAGUGGGAGCUGUCAUAUUGAUUUCUAUUGCCCAUUUCCACCAGCAGAACCCUGCCCUAGCGACUCUAUUCCCGUUCUUAACAUUUGACUGUUUGCGUUAAAUGACCAUGCAAUAAUGUUUACAAUUAGCAUUUUUUAAAUAGAAAUGGUCUAGUUUGAUUCAGCAGAAAGAGUCCAACAUUGUCAAUAUACAAGAUAUAAAUAUAUAGUAACAUUUAUUAUAUGGGAUCAGUGUUUAAGUUUCUGUAUUUAGUUUUUACUUUGAGAUUGGUUCAUAUGUGAGCUAGUUCUGAUAUCAUUGGAGAUGUAACGGUUAUACAACAUAUACCAUGGAGGGCAAGAAAAAGUGGCAAUGACCGAUGUUCUUAGCAAUAUGUAAAAACUCUAUUUCAAAAAAAGUUGUGGGUUGAAUGGUUUUUACCUACUUACACAAGAACCAAUAGAUGUUAGCGUAACCCUGCUGAGCAUUAUCAGUCUCCUUGUUAUCUCAAUAUAUUUUUUAAGUUGACUAACCAACGUACUGCAGUGUCUUCAAAGGGUAGCGCAAACUAAAACGGUAAAAUCAGUCAAAAUAAGUAAGACCUGCAAGAUUACUUACCUGCACUGUGUGGUAAAUCCUUAGUCUUGCCAAUAGCUUGUUCAUGUGUGAUACUGAUGGACACUUCCUGCACCUGCUUGCUAUCUUUACCUACAGAUGUGUCCUCAUACAUCUAGCCUCAAUACACCAUCCAGCGUAAGGACACCUGGCGUGAGUGAGCAGCCAGGUUCUGUGCAACUCUGCUAACGUUGGGAAUCUUCUUUUGCCGAAAAUGUGUCUUAGUUACAGCACAAUGCGACUAGCAUGCACAAUGAUACUGUGCGGAUUUCUUUGAUAUGACAUUAGUAUAUUGUAUGUGUGACUGAGCCUGAAUACGAAGCAGAACAGAAUAUAGUGCUUAUUCUAUAGGCAACAUUUCAUCAACCUAAUUGUUAUGAAUCCAGCAUAUAAAUACUUCUGACCUCUUAUGUAUUUGCUUGCAGUCGCACCACUCAGCAUCCCAGGUCUAGUGAGACUCUGGGUGGUUUUUUUUGUUUUGUUUUUUACCGGAAAAGGUGUCUCAGUCGCAGUGCGAUACAGCUAGGGCAUACCAGGAGACACUGUAGAUUAAUUUGAUAUGCAACACUUUUAUAUCUGUGUGCGACUGCAUCUGUAUACAGUGUUACGAUGCAGCUGGCAGGGUUUUUUUUUUUUUCUCAAAGCCAAGUUCUGUUAUGCUACAUAUGCAGACUCACAAUAUACAUCCGCACAGUCUCCUAUUGCAUCCUAGUUGCAUCACAUUGCAUCUAAGAUGUAUAUUUGUACAUACAUCUGUAUGUACUAAGUUGAUAAACACACAGUUGAAAUGUCGUGGAUGCUGCUGUCUCUUUGGUUAUGCAUAUUUGGAUGAUAACAAAUCCUAAAUGCAACAUUCUGAGUAAUGAGAUUAAUAUUGCAGUGUUGCUGGGAUCCUUGUGUAUAAGGAUGGUGGUAUUUAUAUACCAAGUACUGAGGAAGUGGGACCAAAAUAGAUCCAGUUCCCUAUAAAAAGGAAAUUGUAAAACAUUCACUUUUUCACUUUGAGUUCACUGAAUAGGACCAGAUGGGUAGGUAUCCAGUAUAAAAUACUUUACAAUUCAGAUUUAAACAACCUUUUAGAAAAAACAAAACAAAAAAACUUUGACUUGCUACUUUGAGCCUGUGCUGAAAAAUAUUGGCAAUAAUAUACAAGUCCGUGGUCCUGCCCAGUCAGGUCAACGUUUUCAUUAAAACAAGGCACCAUAUAUGUUGGAAAUACAUGGUUGUAAAUGGGAAUCUAAAAAAAAAAAUAAGCAACUGGCCAAGAAAAUUCUCCAGAAAGAUGAGGGCCCCAAAAAGUUUCAUUUUUCCAGUGUGUACCAAGCUUUAACAGCAUUUAAGGUGAGAUCUCAUAGAAUUAUAUUAUCUUUACUUGUUUGCUAUCUAGUAAAGAAUUUACGGGCAGAUGUAGUAAGCCUGGAGAAGUGAUAAAGCAGUGAUAAGUGCAAGGUGAUAACGCACCAGCCAAUCAGCUCCAAUAUGUAAAUUGACAGGAGCUGACUGGCUGGUGCAUUAUCACUGCUUUAUCACUUCUCCAGGCUUAAUACAUCUGCCCCUUAAACCUUUUGAUUAUUUCAAGUAUUGCUGACAUAACCGAAAGCGGUUUUGAAUUACAGACAGUAUAUAUAGGCUUUGGUUGGGUAUUUGAGUUAGUUUUUGAAUAGUUCUGGAAUAGGGCUAUAAUACAGGUCUAUAGUUCUACAGGUCACACCAUUGAUGUAGCACAAGCCAGCUGGUUUACAUAAGUUUUGUGGUAGCAAGACGGCAAAAAGCUAUUAGUUUUUCUAGCCGCCAAAAUGCCAGUGCAGCUGUUUCUGCCCAAGCUGUGUAUGACCUGAUCUGUGAGUAAUUUGUCCACAUUCCUGGAAUGGCAAGUUGCACAGAGUUGUGGCCAGUAAGAACCAAUAUCUAAACAGGAAGAUUUCCCUCACAUAAACUUACAGCGUCUGGGUUUGCUGGUGAAGCUACAUAGGUGGUUGCUGCAGGUCGUUUGUCAGCCUGCUCUACCCAAUUCAUUCUGAUCUAAUCUAAUUUUAAUUGUGAGCAGUAAUUGUUUGUGAAGCAGCACAGAGGAAGUGACCAAAUUGGCUGAGCAAAUCUGGCUAGCUUUAGCCUACGCACCAACAUGCGUUUAUAAUUAUGGGUUUAGCAUGCUUUUUUUUUUUUUUUAAAUGCAUACCCAAAUUAAAAUCAUUUUAUAAAGUGAUACUAUACAUACUAUUAUCUGUUUUGAGGACAAAUUUCCCAAUUUGUUCAAUGAAUACAUUUUCAGCCUGCAGUAACAGCUUUUACUAUUCCUGCCAAUGGACUCUGCUUUGAGUAGUCUAUAGAACGGUUUACUUAUACGAACGCAUUUCUUGUACCAAUUGUGGUUAACUAAACAACAACCCUCUGUGGUUAAUACUGGCUUAGUGAUUUGGAGUAUUCCCAAAACCUUGGUGGGGUGCGUGUCUAUUGAGGAGUGUGAGCACCUUUUGUAAUAGAAGCCAUGCAAGUUGUGAGUGACAGGGGGUAUAUUUACUAAUGGGCAGUAUGUUAUAGUCGCUGAUCAUCGACGGCUAGGCCAAUAGUUUUACAAUAUCGUCAUAAAUGCUAAACCACCCCGGCUUAGCAUGGCUUUCUGCUGCCGAUUUUAAAACUGUUGGUCAAGGCCACCAAUGAUCGUGGUUUUGACAAGCUGCCACUCUGAGUCUGUCGUAAUGUGUCCUGCAUUUUUAUAUUCUUCCUGCAUCAUUUAAAUGUCAAAAUCUGAAUCCAGGUGAUGUACUAGUCCUGUGUUUUCUCUGCCAGUAAAUACAGCAUUACUGUUUGCAAUGUGUCGCUGCUGACUCUGUCUUGUCACCUUCAGGCAGGGUUCCCUAACAAAGUAUUCUGCCCACAUUCUAGACUAGACUAUGCUCUCCCAGUUUUCAAUGUUAUGCUGACUUAUUGAAGAUUGUUUUUAUUGUAUUUAAAUGUAGUCAUAUUGACUAUGUAUACAUAUAUAAAUAUAAAUAAAUCUAUAUACUUUCACAACAAGGGUAUUUUUCUGUAAAGGUACCACCCCACUUGCCAUAUUCAUUGUUGGAUUUGUUUUUAAUGUACAUGUGCAUGAUUUUGUGUAGUAUGUGUGUAUGUGUGUACAAUAUACACCUUGGCCUGUCUGCAAACUGCCUUUCAGUUUUCCAUCUCACAUGGUCCAGUAAAUCUGGCAUCAUUUACCUCUAUAUUUAAUUAAUAUAAAUACACCUUUUUCAUGCAGCGAUCAAUAAAAGUACAACUGGAUCUAUUGUAAACUUUUUGGGGAACUUGUAGUGGCUGCUAUUCGUUAAACAUUUAAAAUAAGUCGGAUAACUUAUCUGUGAUGCCACUGGUUGCUAUUAUUUGAUCUGACUGUUACAAACAGGCUGAUUCCAUUGGGUGUAGGAAACGGGUAAUCCUUACCUGACCCUAAAAAACAAAAACAAAAAAACAAGCUGCUUUAUAUGAUACUAGUUGCCAGCCCGUCAAAAUAAUGGAACAACAUAACUGUAAUGUCAUCACUUUGAGUUGCUCCGUCGGGUGCCAUCUAGUGGCCGCCGGUGCACAGAACACUUGAAUUCUCCCCAUAGAGGUGAGGAGCAGUGUUAGACUUUUAUUUUUUAGUAUAGCUGCUAGUAGUUUUCAAAGAAUAUAUAUGUAAAUGUUUCAGAAACCUGUUAAAACUAAAUUUAUGUGAAAGAAAGCUGUGAAUCAUCAGUAUUUUUUAUUUUAUUUUUUUUCUAAAUCCUCAAAGUUCCUAUCUGUAAAGAUGGUCGCACCUGGAGUUUUCUACAUAUGGCUGACCAAAUUGGAAGUUAUCUGGCCACUUCGUACUGGGGGCCAGGAAGCCAGGUCACUUCCAGCUGCCCUUUUAUAUAGUUGUAAAACCCUCACAGGCCAAUAGUGUUCAUUUUCCGCCUUCAUUGUCAAACAUUCCCAACAACGAUACUCUCAGUUUCCAUGGGAUCUUUCAUCAGGCACAUUUUAUAAAUGUUUCAAUAUCCCGCAAGUUGCGGUAUAUAUCACUACAUCUGUGGCCACGUUCAUGCUGUUGAAGGACAUUGCAGGGAUCCACCACUCAGAAUACAAUGGAACCAUACAAAAGGCAAUUCAAAUAAAAUGACAUACAAUGUUAAAUAUAUAAAUAUAUAUAACUCCAUUAUUGCUCAGUAAAAUAUAUACAUACAUAUAAUUUGUGACUGUUUUUAAUAUAUAUCUAUAUUUAGGUCUACUUCCUAUCUUGAAGAUAUGCUGCUAAGUGGCACUGCACCUUUUCACAUAGCAUUCAUCUUUUACCUGCAAUAUGAUCCUAUUUUCUGCUGAGCCAAGUUUUCCUGUACUGUUUUCUUAAUUAAAUGACAAUUAUUUAAAGCAAGUAAAGAGAAAUAACUGCUAUUUAUCGUGCCGCCUUUAAAGAGAAGGAAUUUUACUCGUUUUCUGGUGUUUUGAUACAAAUCUAAAUAUUUCUACCCUCUUUUAUAACAAAGUGCAGGUUACAAUAAUGUACAGAGUAGACUCCUCAUAGAUUUUCUGUUAUGAGAACAUAUCUCCCAUUUGUUUAAUCCUUUCAGGAUUGUAUGUAUGUUUGCUUCAGAAUAUUUCAAAUAAAAGUUUCAAACAGGA
This is a messenger RNA of Pseudophryne corroboree (corroboree frog), 11505 nucleotides long. RefSeq names its product zinc finger protein 592 (gene ZNF592). Lineage: Eukaryota; Metazoa; Chordata; Amphibia; Anura; Myobatrachidae. Bases 456 to 4232 code for a protein of 1258 amino acids. The transcript is spliced from 10 exons. The record is from RefSeq and is a predicted model, not a curated record.